AUGCAUCACAAAAGAUCUUCAAUAUCAUCUCCUUCCUUAGCAGCUCUUCAAGAUCUAAUUCUCUCUACUCCACCAUCCAUGUCCAUCGCUCCAUCUUCCGUCGCAUCUACGUCCCCGAAUGGUUUUCAAAGCAAGUCUACUUCACCGAUCAAUCUCAAGGCGCUAAUCUCGCACAUCUCCAUUACUCCCUUGAGCUUGAGGGGGCAUAUAGAAGGAUCUAGAAUGAUCCAUGAUAUCAUUGAAGAUAUUUGUAAUUAUAACUUCAUAUUCAACAUUCCUGUAGCUUUCUUCUCCAAGUACGUCGAAGGAAGAAACGACCAGAACAAGACUGCGCUGCUGAGAUCAGAUGCGUCGGAUGAAACUUGGACAGUGAAGAUGGACGGCUUGAAACUCACCGACGGCUGGAAAGAUUUUGCAGUCGCUCAUGAUCUCAGAAUCGGUGACAUCACCGUUUUCAGACAUGAAGGAGAUUUGGUGUUUCACGUCACAGCUCUAGGACCAAGUUGCUGCGAGAUUCAAUAUACAUCAUCUCACAACAACAUCAAUGACACUGAUGAUAGUGAUGAUCAGACCAACAACAUUGUUACAGGAAACAGUUCAAGAACGAGAGUGAAGAAGAAUCCAAGAACGGAAAAAGAAGAUUCUUCAUCAGAUCAUUCUCGUUUUGUGGCAAAUGUCUCUGCCUCGAGCCUAAAUAGUGACCGUCUGUAUUUACCACAGAGUUUCGCCAGGCCAAACGGUCUGCACAAGAUGAACGGUGAGAAAAUAGUUUUUGAAAACGAACAAGGAAGAGCAUGGAACUUAGAUUUGAAACACAGCGAAGCAUGCAUGCAGACUUAUGCCAGAUCUGGUUGGAGAAGCUUCUGCGCUGAUAAUGGGAUGAAACAAGGUCACUACACAUUCAAACUAGUCCAAAAAUCUGGACCACCCAUCAUCCGUUUGUGCCGUGCAGAAGAUAAACCAGACUCAGAGUCAGAAUCAGACCAGUCUUGUUUUGAUGUAUCUGUCACUCCUUCAAGCCUGGAAGCUGAUAGACUGACUCUUCCAAGGAGGUUUGUGACUGCAAAUGGUCUGGACAAAGAAAUCGGUGAGAUAGUCUUAAAGAAUGGAUGGGGAGGACGUUGGAAUUUAGUGCUGAAACACUACGAAUCAUACAAAUGUACUUAUAUCAAACGAGGCUGGACCAAUUUCUGCCAAGUAAACGGGAUCAAAGCUGGAGAUUCCUUAAUGUUUCAACUGGUUGAAACAGGGGAAAAGCCUGUUCUCUCUCUCUGUCCUUCCAAUCGUGAAAAGACUCCAUUAGAGUGUCCAGAAGGUACCGAUGAUGUAAGUCCACUCUCCUCAGAUACUAGCAGUGAGGAUGAUAGUAGAGAAUCCCAAGAAAGUGAAGAGGAGAGUCUUGGAGACAAGAGCGUCUCAGAGGAAUGCUUAGAGGUGAAGAAAAACAAGUAUUGCUCGAGAUACAGAGCUUCAUCUUCAUAUAGUCAAGAAGAUAGACCUGAAUCAGAUCCAGAAUCUUCAUUACACCAUUCUUUUUAUGUGGGAGUUGUCACUCCUAGCCUGGAAUAUGAUAAACUGUAUUUUCCAAGGACGUUUGUGGCUCAAAAUGGUCUGGAAAAAGGAUGCAGUGAGAUAGUUUUAAAGAACGAACGGGGAAGAAGAUGGACUUUAGCUUUGAGGCACUACGAAUCAAUAUACCAAACAUUUACCGGACCAGGCUGGACAGCUUUCUGCCGAAUAAACAAGAUCAAAGCUGGAGAUCCCUUCAUGAUUAAACUGGUUGAAACCGGGAAAAUGCCUGUCCUCACUUUCUAUCACUACAACAUUGACAAAACGCCAUUAGAGUGUCCAGAAGAUAGCGGAGAUGAUAGUAACAGAAGACAAGAAAGCGAAGAGGAGAGUCUUGGAGACAAAAGCGUCUCAGAGGAAUGCUUGGAGAUGGAGAAAAAGAAGAAUUUCUCAAGAUGCAGAGCUUCAUCCUCAUAUAGCCAAGACCAGUUUGUGAGGUUAACUCUUACACCGUCCGUUUUUAAAAGCUAUAAACUGAGUCUUCCACGGAGUUUCACGCGUGCGAAUGGCAUCCACAAGCCAGGGAAGAUAACUCUCUUGAGUCAAGAUGGAGUGAAACAGGUGGUGGAUCUUCUGCAGGAAGAAAGUAGUGGAAUCAUACGGUUUGGGAAAGGCUGGAGAGAAUUCUGUGAAGCUAAUGGCGUAAAGAUGUACGAGUCUUUUGUGUUGGAAUUCCUUAGGGAGGAUGAAGUUAGUCCGGUGCUUAAGUUCUGCAGAAAAGUAAACUCUGUUUGA
Molecule: messenger RNA, 2304 nt
Organism: Microthlaspi erraticum
Lineage: Eukaryota; Viridiplantae; Streptophyta; Magnoliopsida; Brassicales; Brassicaceae
Source: the annotation of a GenBank genome assembly